Molecule: messenger RNA, 1422 nt
Organism: Melampsora larici-populina 98AG31
Lineage: Eukaryota; Fungi; Basidiomycota; Pucciniomycetes; Pucciniales; Melampsoraceae
Exons: 5
Coding region: 1-1422 (473 amino acids)
Biological process (GO): chromatin remodeling
Cellular component (GO): Ino80 complex
Source: RefSeq, a predicted model, not a curated record
AUGGCCUCACAUUCAAGUUCAGUCGGAUCAGAUCCAUCGCCGCCAAUAUUAUAUUCUGAAGAUGAAGAAACUGAACCAAAAUCUAGACCGCAUAGCUCUUCGAUUUCCUCUCUGUCUGAAAAUCCCGAUGAUCCGGAUGCCGACGCAGAUGGCGAACCAGAUGACGAGGACGUGGACGCAGAAGGUGAAUUAGAUGGAAUUUAUGAAGAGGAAGAUGAAGAUGGGGAAGAAUCUCAAGGUGGUGGUUCAGAUGAUCAAGAUUUUGAUGAAGGUGAAGAAGCCAUGGAGUUGGAUGAUUCAGAGGCUGACGUCGAAUCAGGAUCGCGCAACAUCAAGCCUGUUCCUGUUCCACUCGAUGCUAAUGAGGAUAGUGGAGAAGAGAUGGACUUGGAUGAAAACUCUUCUUCAGUACAACCAUCACCACCUCCUAUUAAGAAGCCUUUGGUACUCAAACUCAAGCUUGGUAGUCAACCAACUAAUACGAAGGCUCAAACUGUGCCUGCUGAACCAUCUUCAACUGGUGAUCCCUCUUUGGCUACAUCGAAUAAUAAACGUAAAAAUGCUCGAAAACCUGCGAAAGCUACGAAGGGACGUCCAAAAGGCUCGAGCAAAAAGGCAAGCGCAUCAGCAAAAAAGAGGGAUACUGACGAAGAAGACGAAUUGGCCGGUGACGCUACAGCUUCUUCUAGCGAACAAGAUGAGCCAGCAGCACCAAGUGGAUUAUAUCAAGCUUGGGAUGAAUCAGAUGAAGGUUCGACUCAAAACCAUGGACAAUUAACCGUACGACAGCGUGCAAAAGAAUGUGGUAGUCAGGUUACUGAUCUACAAUCCUUACCGAUGACUGAUGCAAAGAAAAAGAAAGAGUUAACUGAAGCUGAUCGAGCGAUUAAAAAAGCAGAGAAAUCACGUAAAAGGAAACAUCAAAAUGAAAAGAAGUUGGAGGAUGAGAAAACGGAAACCAUCAACCGGCUGUUGAAAGGACAAGUGGGUAAGGCGGGUCGCACAGCAGCUUCUCGAGCAGCUUUGGAUGCGGAGGAAGGUGCAGCAGCGGCCCCAGCGGCUGCAAGUCCAGUAGCGCCUCGACCUUCGACCCUUCUACGGUAUACCUCCAGCAUUCGAUCUGGGAGUUAUGUGGCACAACUUAGUCUUCCGAUGGAGAUCGCUUUACCCAAGGGUAUCCUUACAGAUGGCAAUACUUCCGUAGUUUAUCCUCCUCCUCGGCCUCCACCCAAGACUUGGAAACUUGUGAAUGGAGCUCCAGCGGUGUGGUACCAUUGUAUUGAAUAUAAUUGUUGUGUCGAUGAAAGAUUAUCGAGUCUUGUACAUUACAAAGGAGAUGAAGAUAUGGAAGUGGUCAAGUAUACCAAUUUGUAUAAAUUGAACUCGUUAGGCAAAAAUGGUCGCAAUGAAAAAUUAAAUUAG